Saprolegnia diclina VS20 is the source of this 495-nucleotide messenger RNA. RefSeq lists its product as hypothetical. NCBI's taxonomy places the organism in Eukaryota, Oomycota, Saprolegniomycetes, Saprolegniales, Saprolegniaceae. The transcript has a single exon. The record is from RefSeq and is a predicted model, not a curated record. Bases 70 to 393 code for a protein of 107 amino acids.
UAUCGGUAAAAGGUUGCACGCAAAACGGCAACUUCAAGUGUCCGGAUACGAGGUGCACUUUCCAACACAAUGGCGGUCGUCUACGAAGUCGUCGUGACGUGCGAGCCCGCGGUGGCGGACCGCUUGGCCGAGUACAUGACGGAGCGCCACUUGCCGCAGAUCCUCGCGACGGGCUGCUUUUCGUCCAUUGCGUUUGAGCAGAGCACGCUCCACAGCUACCGCACGCGGUACCUCGCCGACUCGCAGCUCGACCUCGACCGGUACUUUGCCGAGCACACGGCGGCACUGCGCGACGACUUUGCCAAGCAUUUUCCAUCCGGCAUCACGUCCGUCGAGCGCGUCAACUGGAACGUUCUGCGCACGUACCGCCGCGAGACCGAGUCCGCCAAGUGACGUGAUACGCUCGCUCUAUCCGUGCCCCCAUGAUCCUCCCUAGGGGUUUGCUUCUUAAGCCAAAGGACGGAAUAGAGCGCUUUAUUGUUUUCUCGCGAUUAA